Molecule: messenger RNA, 1366 nt
Organism: Paraphaeosphaeria sporulosa
Lineage: Eukaryota; Fungi; Ascomycota; Dothideomycetes; Pleosporales; Didymosphaeriaceae
Exons: 3
Coding region: 223-1329 (368 amino acids)
Source: RefSeq, a predicted model, not a curated record
CUGCCGUGCGAUCCCUCUCUGGACGGUGCGACGAGCCCGGUGCGACACCAUUGACGACAGCGACGAGCGGUGAACGAGCCCGCGCGCAUGCUAUAGCGACGGCACUGCGCUGCACCAUAUAGCCCCCAUAUUGCUUCGCCCCAGCAUCUAUCGCUCGCCCCGCGAGACCUGAGCUUCUAGCUCGACCUGCGUCGAGCCCAUCCUCCCACCACAUCUGUCGCAAUGGGCCGCUUUUUUCUCCCCCGCAAAUGGCGUAUGCCAAAGCUCGUGCUCGGGCUUAUCAUCUUUGAAUUCCCCUUCACAGUAGCGAAUUUGGCCCUCUUUGGCAUCGCCGCGCCCAACACAUACCGCACAGUGCUAUGGCGGGUGGGUGGAGAACUGGGAUUCAACAGCGAUCCUUCGGAGGUCGCGUAUGCGGCGUACAACUACCAGAAGAUGGAGAUCCCGUUAGUGUGGAGCAGUCUAAACACCAACUACAACAUGUACAUCGGCGUCGUAUGCAUGUUCUUCUACCUCAUCAAAUUCACUCUCUGGCUCCUGCACAUCUUCUAUCCCAUAAUCUCCCUUAUCCUGCAUGUUUGCCUCGCCGCGCUCUGGGCCGCUUCGCUGUACAUCCAAACCGCGCCCGACACCGUCGAUCCCGCGCACCAGAACAAGGGCGCCCCGUGGUACAUCACCAAGAGCUGCAACAUCGUGAGCGACCAGACCGAGCGCGGCUACUGCAUGCAGGCCAAAUCCGCCUUUGCCGUCUCCUUGAUCAUGCUCAUCACUUACGCCAUCUUCAUCGGCCUCUCCAUCUGGUCUCUUAUUCCCACCCCUGAAGCCCGCGCGGCCCACGACUCCAAAGUCGCCGAAAAGAAAGCCGAGAAGGAACUUUACGCGUCCUCGCCCUACGACCAGGAGAUGACCGCCGAAGAACAGUGGCAGCACAUGUGGGAGCUGCAACAACUCCCCCGCACGCCUGGCACCGCGACGGGACACGCGCCCUGGGCCAAAGUCCCCGCUACGCCGCGCACUACGGCGUUCAACCAGCUGCAGGGAGCUCCGAUCCCGCAGGCCCACCAGGAGUACUACGCGCAGCCAGGGAGCCCCAUGGUAGCGCCGCCCCAGCAGCAGCAGACUCACUCGCCGCCGCAACAGACGUACGACCCACCACAGCAGACAUACUUCCCGCCACAGCAGACAUACUCCCCACCACAGCAAACCUACUUCCCACCGCCAGGCCAGGUACCACACGAGAGCGUGGGGUACGCGGGGGUCGCGCCCCAGGGGCAGCAAGAGUACGAUGAGUAUCUGUAUGAUGGGAAGGGAAAGGGCACUGCGAUGUGAAAUAACUUUCUUACUCGGAAUAUUUGGUUGUCAAGGG